AUCUGUACAUAAUGGCGUUUUCAAAAUCUGUCAUGAAAGCUCAGGAUAUUAUUUCGUGUAAUCUUUGUGAAUCAGAGACAAAAUUAAAAUGGAAAUGCCUUGAUUGCGACUUACUAAUGUGCAAUAAGUGCAAUGAUAAAAUUCAUCCAAAGUUUAAAAACGCUAUUGAACACACACUAGUUGAUAUAAAGGAAGUCGGACUUGACGAUGGUAAAAGAAUCCUUAACUUUACAAACAUAAAAUGUAAAUCCCACACGACACAAUCAUGCUGCCUUUUCUGUAGUAAUUGUGAUGACCUUGUUUGCCCUAUAUGUAUUCCAAAGAUUCAUGCUGGACAUACUUUCAUAGAAAUCAAGGAAGCAUAUGAUAUGAAGCUCGAAAAGCUCAAGACUAUAAAAGUUAAAAUGGAAAGUUCGGAAAAGGGACUCGCUGAUGAUGAAAGAGAGCUUAAUAAGCUAAAAAUAUCAGAGAACCUCAAAGGUGAGAAGGUUUUGCAACACAUUGAAGCUCAGAAAGAAGCAGUCAUAAAAUAUGCAGAUCAGCUUUCAAAAGAAGUACAACACAAAAUGAAGGUCACUGAAAAUUCCAUAUCCAACGAACAGACAAAAGCCAUAGAUUCCAGACAGAAAAGACAGGAGAAAUUCAAUGAACUAGAUGAUCUCAUUAAUUCCUAUGACCCUUUUAAGGUUUUUGAAAAUAUUGACAAAGUAGAAAAAUAUUUAGAAAUUGCCAUUAAACCCAUUUACCUAAGUCAUUCAUAUAUACCACAAUUCAUACCAGGAAGGAUUACUCCAUCAACUGUUGGAUCAUUGACACAAAUGAAAGUGAACAAGCAGUUCAUCACUAAAAUAAGAUAUUGUCAGUUUAUAGCGGUCUGUUCAAACAGUUCACUAUGGAUUGGUAGUGAUUCUGACAGAUCUUUAAUGAAGAUAACGCCAGAUGGAGACAAUCUCAUAACAAUGGCUACCAUCAAGACAGGAAUACGAGAUAUAGCAUUUACCCCAGAUGGCGAUAUCCUGCUAGCUAAUUCAACAUCUAGGCUGACCCUCAUUAACGGAAACAAUGAAAAAGUUAAUGACUCAAAAUAUGGAGUUGAUCUACUAUUGAUAAUGUCACUCCACGUUACAAGUGACCAUAAAAUUAUAGUAGGUGCUAUGAGUCCUGGUGAAGUCAUACCUGUCGCAGGAAGAAGAGUGGUAAUUGUAAUGGAUAAAGACGGGAACCAUGAAUCUGUGUAUGAACAUGAUGGGAAUAAACAAAGAUUACUGACAUACCCCAGGAGUAUUACCAGCACUUCUAAUGGGACUAUCUUUGUUGCUGAUUAUACUCAGGCUUAUAAAAUUAACAGCAAAAUAUUGGCACUAGGUAAAGACGGAACCAUCUUAAAUACAUACAGCGGCCACCAAGACAUCAAUAAUGAGAAUCAACCAUUUGAACCCGUUAGCGUAAGAAGUACUCCGAUAGGUAACAUCAUAAUACCGGAUCGUUAUCUUAAUGUAUUUCACAUCCUUGAUAGCUCAUGUAACCUGAUAUCAUACUUUCAAACAAGAGAAAUAGGGAUAGUGAAACCAUACUGCGUUGCAUUUACUGGGACAACUUUAUAUAUUGGAUGUUCUGAAGCCAAAACGGCCACAAAUGCCAAGCUUUAUGAGAUCGAGUAUUCUGGGUUCUAAAUACUUUAAUACUUUUAAAAUUUAAAACUUUGCUAGUUUCAAUAUAUUCAUGAAAAUUAAGGAUGUAUGCUGCUGAAAUUCAAAAUAACAUAAUAAGGUGGAGUGGUCUUCCAUAAAGAAAUAUAUACCACCAUAUGAAACACAAAAGGUCUUUUAAAACAUCAUAUUGACAGUUACACAUUUUUGUAAGGAAACCAAUAGGUUAACAUGAAACGCAAAAUAAUAAUAACUUGAAAUUAAUUGUCAAAUAUGUGUAUAAGAUUUAUGUGGUUUAUAAUUUUUUUUUAAAUAAAUGGGUUUCUAGAU
Mytilus californianus (California mussel) is the source of this 1979-nucleotide messenger RNA. RefSeq lists its product as uncharacterized. The record is from RefSeq and is a predicted model, not a curated record. Bases 12 to 1673 code for a protein of 553 amino acids. Gene Ontology annotation, molecular function: zinc ion binding. The transcript has a single exon. NCBI's taxonomy places the organism in Eukaryota, Metazoa, Mollusca, Bivalvia, Mytilida, Mytilidae.